Odobenus rosmarus divergens (Pacific walrus) is the source of this 7869-nucleotide messenger RNA. RefSeq names its product acetyl-CoA carboxylase beta (gene ACACB). Gene Ontology annotation, biological process: fatty acid biosynthetic process. The transcript is spliced from 52 exons. NCBI's taxonomy places the organism in Eukaryota, Metazoa, Chordata, Mammalia, Carnivora, Odobenidae. Gene Ontology annotation, molecular function: acetyl-CoA carboxylase activity; metal ion binding; ATP binding. The coding region runs from base 1 to 7371 and encodes 2456 amino acids. The record is from RefSeq and is a predicted model, not a curated record.
AUGAUAUUGCUUCUUUUUCUAUCUUGUUUGAUUUUCUCCUGCUUGACCUUUUCCUGGUUAAAAAUCUGGGGGAAAAUGACGGACUCAAAGCAAGUCACCAAGAGUAAAUCAGAAGGGAGCUCUAUCCCAAGCCGGGAGCCCUUUCCAGCCUCAGACAGCUCAGGGGAGCCACCCCAGAAAAUUGAGGACCGCAGCCCUCUGCCAGAGACUCCUGACCAGGCUGAGCCAGCCUCCCACAGAGGUCCCAAAGAUGCCUGUCGGCAAAGAACUUCCAGGCCACCCCCACACCAGAACCCCCCAGGAAAUCCCUCUUCCUCAGAUAGCACCCCCGCAGUGCUCCAAGCCAAUGGGACAGGGACCAAAGGCCUGAAGACCCCAGAUACCAAUGGCCUGUCAUCUUCAGCCAAGCCCCAGGGCCAGCGAGCCAGACCCCUCUCCAAAAAAGACGAAAAGCAGGAGUACAUCAAGAGGCAGCUGAUGACCAACUUCAUCCUGGGAUCCUUUGAUGACAAUUCCUCCGAUGAGGACCCUGGCACUGGCUUGUUCCGAGAGUCUUCCCGGAAGGGCAGCCGGGCCAGCCUGGGGACCCUGUCCCUGGAGGCUGCUCAGACUGUAGGCGAGUUCGAGAACCCAGUCCCUGCUAUAAGACCCAGCAUGUCGGGACUCCACCUGGUAAAGAGGGGUCGAGAACUGAAGAAGCUGGACCUGCACAGAGACUUUACCGUGGCUUCCCCGGCUGAGUUUGUCACACGCUUUGGGGGGAAUCGGGUCAUCGAGAAGGUGCUCAUCGCCAACAAUGGCAUCGCCGCCGUGAAGUGCAUGCGCUCCAUCCGCAGGUGGGCCUAUGAGAUGUUCCGCAACGAGCGGGCCAUCCGGUUUGUAGUCAUGGUGACCCCAGAGGACCUGAAGGCCAAUGCAGAGUAUAUCAAGAUGGCAGAUCAGUAUGUCCCUGUCCCGGGAGGGCCCAACAACAACAAUUAUGCCAACGUGGAGCUGGUUGUGGACAUUGCCAAGAGAAUCCCCGUGCAGGCGGUGUGGGCUGGCUGGGGCCAUGCUUCCGAAAACCCCAAACUGCCGGAGCUCCUGUGCAAGCAUGAGAUUGCUUUCUUAGGCCCUCCCAGUGAGGCCAUGUGGGCCUUGGGAGAUAAGAUCGCCUCCACCAUUGUGGCCCAGACGCUGCAGAUCCCAACACUGCCCUGGAGUGGAAGUGGUCUGAUGGUGGAAUGGACAGAAGAUGAUCUGCAGCAGGGGAAAAGAAUCACUGUCCCAGAAGAUGUUUACAACCAGGGUUGUGUGAAAGAUAUAGAUGAGGGCUUAGAGGUGGCAGAAAAAAUUGGUUUUCCCUUGAUGAUCAAAGCAUCAGAAGGUGGUGGAGGGAAAGGAAUCCGGAAGGCAGAGAGUGCCGAGGACUUCCCGAUCCUUUUCAGACAAGUGCAGAGUGAGAUCCCUGGCUCCCCCGUUUUCCUCAUGAAGCUGGCCGAGCACGCCCGACACCUGGAGGUCCAGAUCCUCGCCGACCAGUACGGGAAUGCCGUGUCCCUGUUCGGGCGUGACUGCUCCAUCCAGCGGCGGCAUCAGAAGAUCAUCGAGGAGGCGCCGGCCACCAUCGCCAUACCAGCUGUGUUCGAGUUCAUGGAGCAGUGUGCCGUCCACCUGGCCAAGACUGUGGGCUACGUGAGCGCGGGGACGGUGGAAUAUCUCUACAGCCAGGAUGGCAGCUUCUACUUCUUGGAGCUAAAUCCCCGCCUGCAGGUGGAGCACCCCUGCACAGAGAUGGUCGCCGAUGUCAACCUGCCAGCCGCCCAGCUACAGAUUGCCAUGGGGGUGCCGCUGCACCGGCUCAAGGAUAUCAGGCUUCUCUACGGAGAGUCGCCGUGGGGGGUGACGCCCAUUUCGUUUGACACUCCUGCCAACCCUCCGCUCGCCCGAGGCCAUGUCAUCGCGGCCAGAAUCACCAGUGAGAACCCCGAUGAGGGUUUUAAGCCAAGCUCUGGAACGGUUCAGGAACUGAAUUUCCGGAGCAACAAGAACGUGUGGGGUUAUUUCAGCGUGGCGGCUGCUGGUGGCUUACACGAAUUUGCUGAUUCCCAGUUCGGGCACUGCUUCUCCUGGGGGGAGAACCGGGAAGAGGCCAUUUCGAACAUGGUGGUGGCUUUGAAGGAACUGUCCAUCCGGGGCGACUUCAGGACCACUGUGGAGUAUCUCAUCAACCUGCUGGAGACCGAGCGCUUCCAGAACAACAACAUCGACACAGGCUGGUUGGACCACCUCAUCGCCGAGAAAGUGCAGGCCGAGAAGCCGGAUAUCAUGCUCGGGGUGGUGUGCGGAGCCUUGAACGUGGCCGACGCGAUGUUCAGAACAUGCAUGACGGAUUUUUUACAUUCGCUGGAAAGGGGCCAGGUCCUUCCUGCAGCUUCUCUGCUGAACAUCGUGGAUGUGGAAUUAAUUUAUGGAGGUGUUAAGUACAUCCUCAAGGUGGCCCGGCAAUCUCUGACCAUGUUUGUCCUCAUCAUGAACGACUGUCACAUCGAGAUCGACGCCCACCGGCUAAGCGACGGGGGGUUGCUACUGUCCUAUAAUGGUAACAGCUAUACCACCUACAUGAAAGAAGAGUUUGACAGCUACCGUAUUACCAUCGGCAACAAGACGUGUGUGUUUGAGAAGGAGAACGAUCCCACGGUCCUGAGAGCCCCUUCGGCUGGGAAGCUAGUGCAGUACACGGUGGAGGACGGGGGCCAUGUUGAGGCUGGGAGCAGCUAUGCCGACAUGGAGGUAAUGAAGAUGAUCAUGACCCUGAACGUGCAGGAAAGCGGCCGGGUGAAGUACAUCAAGCGCCCGGGGGCCAUGCUGGAAGCAGGCUGUGUGGUGGCCAGGCUGGAGCUCGAUGACCCUUCCAAAGUGCACCCGGCCAAGCCAUUCACAGGAGAGCUCCCUUCCCAGCAAACUCUGCCCAUCAUGGGAGAGAAACUGCACCAGGUUUUCCACAAUGUGCUGGAAAACCUGACCAACGUUAUGAGUGGCUACUGUCUGCCGGAGCCUAUUUUUAGCACAAAGCUGAAGGAGUGGGUGCAGAAGCUUAUGAUGACCCUCCGGCACCCAUCACUGCCGCUGCUGGAGCUGCAGGAAAUCAUGACCAGUGUGUCCGGUCGCAUCCCCGCCCCCGUGGAGAAGUCGGUCCGCAGGGUGAUGGCGCAGUACGCCAGCAACAUCACCUCGGUGCUGUGCCAGUUCCCCAGCCAGCAGAUAGCCACCAUCCUGGACUGCCACGCGGCCACCCUGCAGCGGAAGGCUGAACGGGAGGUCUUCUUCAUGAACACCCAGAGCAUCGUGCAGCUGGUCCAGAGGUACCGCAGUGGGACCCGAGGCUACAUGAAGGCGGUGGUGUUGGACCUCCUGCGGAGAUAUUUACGGGUGGAGCACCAUUUCCAACAAGCUCACUACGACAAGUGUGUGAUCAACCUCAGGGAGCAGCUGAAGCCAGACAUGUCCCUGGUGCUGGACUGCAUCUUUUCCCACGCACAGGUGGCCAAGAAGAACCAGCUGGUGAUCAUGUUGAUUGAUGAACUCUGUGGCCCAGACCCUUCCCUGUCGGAAGAGCUGACCUCCAUCCUCAACGAGCUCACUCAGCUGAGCAAAAGCGAGCAUUGCAAAGUGGCCCUCAGAGCCAGACAGGUCCUGAUUGCCUCCCACCUCCCGUCCUAUGAGCUGAGGCACAACCAGGUGGAGUCCAUUUUCCUGUCUGCCAUCGACAUGUACGGCCACCAGUUCUGCCCAGAAAACCUCAAGAAAUUGAUACUCUCUGAAACGACCAUAUUUGAUGUCCUGCCCACUUUCUUCUACCACACUAACAAAGUCGUCUGCAUGGCAUCCUUGGAGGUUUAUGUGCGGAGGGGCUACAUUGCCUAUGAGUUAAACAGCUUACAGCACCGGCAGCUCCCGGACGGCACCUGCGUGGUGGAAUUCCAGUUCAUGCUGCCCUCCUCCCACCCAAAUAGGAUGGCCGUGCCCAUCAGCGUCACCAACCCCGACCUGCUGAGGCACAGCACCGAGCUGUUCAUGGACAGUGGCUUCUCCCCACUGUGUCAGCGGAUGGGGGCCAUGGUCGCCUUCAGGAGAUUUGAGGACUUCAUAAGGAACUUCGACGAAGUCGUCUCCUGCUUUGCCAUUGUGCCCCGGGACACCCCGCUCUUCAGCAAGGCCUAUACUUCCUUGUACUGUGAGGAAGACAGCAAGAACCUCAGAGAAGAGCCGAUCCACAUCCUGAAUGUGGCCAUCCAGUACGCGGACCACCUGGAAGAUGAGGAGCUGGUGCCGAUUUUCCGGACGUUCGUACAAUCCAAGAAAAACAUCCUUGUGGAUUGCGGACUCCGAAGAAUCACAUUCCUGAUUGCCCAAGAGAAAGAAUUUCCCAAGUUUUUCACAUUCAGAGCAAGAGAUAAGUUUGCAGAAGAUCGCAUUUACCGUCACCUGGAGCCCGCCCUGGCCUUUCAGCUGGAGCUCAGCCGGAUGCGCAGCUUUGAUCUGACCGCCGUGCCCUGCGCCAACCACAAGAUGCACCUUUACCUGGGCGCGGCCAAAGUGAAAGAAGGGGCAGAAGUGACGGACCACAGGUUCUUCAUCCGCGCCAUCAUCAGGCACUCAGACCUCAUUACAAAGGAAGCCUCCUUUGAGUACCUGCAGAACGAGGGUGAGCGUCUGCUCCUGGAGGCCAUGGAUGAGCUGGAGGUGGCAUUCAACAACACGAGCGUGCGCACCGACUGCAACCACAUCUUCCUGAACUUCGUGCCCACCGUCAUCAUGGACCCCUACAAGAUCGAGGAGUCCGUGCGUUCCAUGGUUAUGCGCUAUGGCAGCCGGCUGUGGAAACUCCGCGUGCUGCAGGCUGAGGUCAAGAUCAACAUCCGCCAGACCACUGCUGGCAGUGCUGUUCCCAUCCGCCUGUUCAUCACCAAUGAGUCGGGCUACUACCUGGACAUCAGCCUCUACAAAGAAGUCACUGACCCCAGAUCUGGAAAUAUCAUGUUUCACUCCUUUGGCAACAAGCAGGGACCCCAGCACGGGAUGCUGAUCAACACUCCCUAUGUCACCAAGGAUCUGCUUCAGGCCAAGCGAUUCCAGGCACAGUCCCUAGGCACCACCUACGUCUACGACUUCCCAGAGAUGUUCAGGCAGGCUCUCUUUAAACUGUGGGGCACCCCGGACAAGUUCCCCAAAGACAUCCUGACAUACACCGAACUCGUGCUGGACCCUCAGGGCCAGCUAGUGGAGAUGAACCGCCUUCCUGGAGGAAAUGAGGUGGGCAUGGUGGCCUUCAAAAUGAGGUUCAAGACCCCGGAGUAUCCAGAAGGGCGGGACGUGAUCGUCAUCAGCAAUGACAUCACGUUCCGCAUUGGAUCCUUUGGCAUGGGAGAAGACCUCCUGUACCUGCGCGCAUCAGAGAUGGCCCGGGCAGAGGGUAUCCCCAAAAUCUAUCUUGCAGCCAACAGUGGGGCCUGUAUUGGCCUUGCAGAGGAGAUCAAGCACAUCUUCCAGGUGGCUUGGGUGGACCCAGAAGACCCCCACAAAGGAUUUAAAUACUUGUACCUAACCCCCCAAGACUACACCACAAUCAGCUCCCUGAACUCUGUCCAUUGUAAACACAUCGAGGAAGACGGAGAAUCCAGGUAUGUCAUCACGGAUAUCAUCGGGAAGGACAGUGGUGUGGGCGUAGAGAAUCUCAGGGGCUCCGGCAUGAUUGCAGGGGAGUCCUCCCUGGCUUACGAAGAGAUUGUCACCAUCAGCUUGGUGACCUGCCGAGCCGUGGGGAUCGGGGCCUACUUGGUGAGGCUGGGCCAGCGAGUGAUCCAGGUGGAAAACUCUCACAUCAUCCUGACGGGAGCUGGCGCUCUCAACAAGGUCCUAGGCAGAGAGGUUUACACCUCCAACAACCAGCUGGGCGGUGUGCAGAUCAUGCAUUACAACGGCGUCUCCCACAUCACCGUGCCAGAUGACUUCGAGGGCGUUUACACCAUCCUGGAGUGGCUGUCCUAUAUGCCAAAGGAUAAUCACAGCCCAGUCCCCAUCAUCACACCCACGGACCCCAUUGACAGAGAAGUUGGAUUCUUCCCGACCAGGGCUCCCUAUGACCCCCGGUGGCUGCUUGCAGGAAGGCCUCACCCCACUCUGAAGGGAUCCUGGCAGAGUGGAUUCUUUGACCAUGGCAGUUUCAAGGAAAUCAUGGCGCCUUGGGCCCAGACCGUGGUGACAGGACGAGCAAGGCUAGGGGGGAUCCCUGUUGGAGUGAUUGCCGUGGAGACGCGGACCGUGGAGGUGGUGGUGCCUGCGGACCCUGCCAACCUGGAUUCAGAGGCCAAGAUAAUCCAGCAGGCGGGCCAGGUGUGGCUCCCAGACUCGGCCUACAAGACGGCCCAGGCCAUCAACGAUUUCAACCGAGAGAAGUUGCCCCUGAUGAUCUUUGCCAACUGGAGGGGGUUCUCUGGUGGCAUGAAAGACAUGUACGACCAGAUGCUAAAGUUUGGAGCCUACAUCGUGGACAGCCUCAGGCAGUACAAACAGCCCAUCCUGACCUACAUCCCACCCUACGCGGAGCUCCGGGGGGGCUCCUGGGUGGUCAUGGAUUCCUCCAUCAACCCCCUGUGCAUAGAACUGUAUGCAGACAAGGAGAGCAGGGCGAAUAUUCUGGAGCCGGAGGGCACAGUGGAGAUUAAGUACCGAAAGAAAGAUCUGGUAAAGACCAUGAGAAGGAUUGACCCGGCUUACAAGAAGCUCGUGGAACAGCUUGGAAUGUCGGAGCUGUCCGACAAGGACCGCGAGGACCUGGAGGGCCAGCUGAAGGCCCGGGAGGAUCUGCUGCUGCCCAUCUACCACCAGGUGGCGGUGCAGUUUGCCGACCUACACGACAGGCCCAUCUGCAUGCUGGAGAAGGGUGCCAUCGCUGACAUCCUAGAGUGGAGGACCGCACGCACCUUUCUGUACUGGCGCCUGCGCCGUCUCCUGCUGGAGGACCAGGUCAAGCAGGAGAUCCUGCAGGCCAGCAGCGAACUGAGCCACGUGCACAUCCAGUCCAUGCUGCGCCGGUGGUUCGUGGAGACCGAGGGGGCCGUCAAGGCCUACCUGUGGGACAACAACCAGGUGGUGGUACAGUGGCUGGAACAGCACUGGCAGGCGGGGGACGGCCUGCGCUCUACCAUCUGCGAGAACAUCAAGUGCUUGAAGCGAGACUCCGUCCUCAAGGCCAUCAGAGGCCUGGUGCAGGAGAACCCUGAAGUGGCCGUGGACUGCAUCGUGUACAUGAGCCAGCACAUCAGCCCAGCCGAGCGGGCCCAAGUCCUUCACCUCCUGUCCACUGUGGACAGCCCAGCCUCCACCUGACCCCUGCCACCUCGCCACUUGCAGGACCACACGCAAGAGAAACCAUGCUGACCCGCCUACCGCAGGCCUCAUCAGGACCUUGGGGGUUUGCUUUAAAAAAAAAAAAAAAAAAUCCUGGGCAUUUCUGCAGGGCUGCUGGCCUCCCACUCACUCCUGUCUCAAUAAAAGGCUCAGGAGUGUCCCCUUCCAAACAGAAAUAGCUUCCUCUCCGUUGCUGGGAAGUUUGUUCUAGUGUCUCUUGAGACAACACAUUUUGCUGCAUCGCCGAAUCAACCUGACCCCAAACACCCUGGUUUCCUUUUGCUUUCUGGUGCCUGGCGUGCGGGACCCAGGUGUUCUUGUAGGCUUGUUUUGUAUCCGAUCAUGGAAUCUUCUAUUUUUUUACUCUUGAGACCAACUCUUGAUGGAAGCAUCUUCUAUAUUUCAGCAGAAUAAAUAGGCCAAGGAAAGAAGUACAGAGACAAGAAGAAAAAAAAAAACAAAACAAAAACCCUAUUU